Drosophila willistoni is the source of this 2651-nucleotide messenger RNA. Its product is annotated as putative mediator of RNA polymerase II transcription subunit 12. The transcript has 6 exons. The record is from RefSeq and is a predicted model, not a curated record. NCBI's taxonomy places the organism in Eukaryota, Metazoa, Arthropoda, Insecta, Diptera, Drosophilidae. Bases 495 to 2651 code for a protein of 718 amino acids.
ACGACAACUCUGGCAGAGUUUUUUUUUCGGCCGCAGCACUAAAGUACGAGCAAUAAGAAACAUUCAUUAAUUAAUUGUAAUUGACCUUAGAAAUACAUCAUUUUCUGCAAUUAAAGUAAUUCGAUUUAAGCGUGUGCGGUGGCCAUCGGUAGACAUCAACAAGCAACAACAACAACAACGAGCAACAGUGUUAAUUAGAGCAUCAAAGCAAAAAGCGUGUCAGCGAAGCACCAGAGACAAGCAAAGUGACAGAGAGACAUCGCGAGAGGCAGAGAGAGUUAGAGAGAGCAAACGAGCCGGAGUUGAAGCGACAGAAGUCGCCGCAUUUGGCCGCCCGCACGCAUAUUAAUCAUGAUAAACUGGCUAUAGGAUUGCAAAUUCCAUCGGAAAACGAAUUUUCAAUGUUUGGCUCGUGCUGCGAAUCCUGAGAAUCCAUAAAGGUCGGCUCAAGAAAUCGAAGUCAAAAGCCAAAUCGAUCUUUUGUUGCUGCAAUUAUGGUGCAGCAUCAGCCAGCGCCGUCUGCAGCUGCAGCGGGAGGAGGAAAUGCCAGUGGAACAGCUAGUGGCGGUGGCGGUGGGGGUGGCGGAGCACCAACACAGGCACAGCCUCCGUCGGCAUCAACAACUCCCGCACCGGCAACGGCACCGGCACCAACAACACCGCAGCCAGCUAAUAACAAUGGGAACGGCAAUGGAAAUACCAACAACAGCAUUGUCUCUCCCUCCAAUAAUAACAACAACAACAAUGUUAUGACUCCCGUUCAGGCAUUUGCACCAGCUGGGCAACCCAUUUACAAUCCUCAGACACUAUACAUGCCAAGCCCACAUGGUCAUCCGCAUCCGAGUGCACACUAUCAGGCAACAAUGGUACCAACCCCGUUACCAGGUAAUGUCUAUGUGAAUAAUGUCACUGCCAAUGUGAAUCUUCAUGCUGGCUGGUCGCAUACGGUGCCAGGUUAUAUACCCAGCGGAGCUGCUGGCGGUGGUCAUCCUCAAGCUCAUUAUAUCUCUGCCCAUGGUGAGAUGAGUCAAGUACUACAGGAACAGGGCAAUCAUCUAAUGCACCAACUGCCCCAAAUACCAAUAAAUCCCCCGCAGAGUCAUCCAUCAUCACGCGGUCGUGGCCAAAGACGUGGACGUGGUGGUGGUGGAUUGCGGCGUCAGGAUUAUCAUAAUCUACGUGGACAUGUGCUCCAGCCAACUGUGCAACAGCAUCCACCUACAGAUAGUCCUAGCCCUGUUUCGAAUUCAUUGCAAUUGCAAUCGGAUCAGCAGCCUUCGUCGGAGGCCCAAAUGCAAGCUGUGUCCUAUUAUACGCCUACCCAUCCCUAUGCCUAUGGCACCGGAAUCUAUUUCACCCAUCCGCAGCAUCAACCCAAUCCUGCUGCUGCCGCUGCGGCAGCCGCUGCUGCUCAACAAGCCACCGGGCCACCAUUAUACAUGAUGUAUAAUGCCCCCCUGUAUAAUUGCGGUUAUAUCUAUCAGCCGCUAAUGCAACCGCAUUCGGAAUAUCAAUAUAUGCCACCCGAAGAUCAGGUGGUAGAUGAGCGUGGUCAGACCCAGCAUCAACAGCCGGACGGAGGACCCCAGCUAUGGCACACAAUGGCUCCUAUCUAUAACGAUGACUAUCAACAGCAACAACAGCAGCAGCACCAACAACAACAGAUGCAUCCCAAUGGCGGCCAAAUGGUGGUCAAUGAUGAACUCAAUCACAAUAGUACAUCAUUGCCAUCCUCAACGGACACCUCAUCGACAAUGCUAAGUCCCAACUAUCCCGCCAUCUAUGAUCCACAAAUUCAUGAGAUGCAACAACAAAUGGGAGUCAUGCAUAUAUGUGCAGAAGAUUUCAGCCAAAUGUCACUCAUUCAUCAAGCAGCGUCUGGUCAGUAUGACGACGAAUUGGCUGAUGUUGCUCAAGCACCACCGCCUCCACAUGGAACUAUACCUGUUGCCUGGACCACAGUCCAGGCACCUGGUGCCCUCUCCUUGGCAGCCGAUGGUACAGCCUUGAUGCAACCACCGCCCCAACCACAGCCAUCAGCUGCUCCGCUUCAUAUUAUUCAACAACAGCAGCAAACAACUGCUAUUCCAGUAGCCGGGCCAGUUGCUAUUCCUGUUCCAGUGUCAGCACAAGUUUGCAUCGAUCCACAACCUGCUUUGGCUCAGUUGCCAGUCCAACAGCAGCAGCUGCCGCCACCACAGCCAUCCUCUGUACAUCCGCCACAGGCUCAGACGCCAACGGCACAGGCACAGCAGCAGUCACAUGCAGAGCCCUUAGUAGACAACAAUUUGCUAAACAAUAAUAAUAACAACGAUAAGGAAGUGGCCUUGGAUGAGAAACUACAACACCAGCAGCAACACCAGCAGCAGCAGCAACAGCAAAUUGAUGUGGUGGAAUAUCAACAGCAGCAACAACAACAGCAGCAGCAACAGCCAAAUAAAGUGCCAAAUCUUGCGGUGGCCAUAGCAACAGUGGCUCCCCAGUUACAGCUACAACAGCAGCAACAGCAACCUGUGCUACAGCAGCAACAUCAACAGCAGCAGACUUCGCCUCAGCAGCAACAGCAGCAACAACAACACCAACAGCAACACUCGGGCAAUCAUACAACAGCAACAACAGCAAGUACGCCGCAAAUAUUCGUCAGAAUAUAA